Molecule: messenger RNA, 2078 nt
Organism: Spodoptera frugiperda (fall armyworm)
Lineage: Eukaryota; Metazoa; Arthropoda; Insecta; Lepidoptera; Noctuidae
Exons: 2
Coding region: 81-2078 (665 amino acids)
Source: RefSeq, a predicted model, not a curated record
CUUACCGAUAAACAUUUAACUGCUCUACGCUUUUGAAUAAAUAUUUCUGAUAGGAUACAUGUUAGACAUGUUGAAGUAAAAUGCGGUAUUUUUAUUUAACGAUACUGAUUCUAUCAAUUGGUACUGUUCAAGCUGGUUUGUUUCUGAACUUGAAAGACGAUGUUUUAGCAAUUUGGGAGGAGCGUCAUGCACAAAGUAAAACAACAGGUGUCACAAAAGAGAAAAGAACAUUUAGAAGAUAUUUAUUUAAAACUUCAAAUAACACGAAAUUACACAAGAAUAAUGAUAUUGGUCGCGCAAGGAACAAAAGGGACAAAGAAAAUUUAACUGAUGUUGAAACUACAAAGGAUAAGCACAAUAAUCUUGAUGCAGCAAUGGCACCAGUUUUCAGAACAGAAAUAGAUAACCAGAUUGAGCUCUCACCGAAAGACAACAAAAUAUCUCACAAUAAAACUGUUAUCCUAAAAACUAGAGCAUUAAAGAAGUACACUAAACAUACUGCAUCUAAGGACAGCCCUCACAGACUAGCUGUCACAAUGGGGACAACUCCAUUUUCAAAUAACUCAAAAAUGUAUGCAGCUAAAGCUAAAUUUAAAACUAGGAAAGAUAAAAAUCUGACAAAUGUUUUGAAAAAGGAAAAACAUUCUAAAUUUAAUUUCACCAAACAUCAUUUUGAAAUCUCAUCAGGUCGGAACAAGUCAAACACCCUGAAAAAGAAAGGAGUCACGAAGGUAUUUUCUAAGGUUACUCGCAAACUUAAGCAAGAUACUAAUAGCACUUUAACUAAAAAUGAAAAUAAGAUUAAAUCAGAAGGCAUCUUUAGAGAAGAUUUUAAAGACAUUCAUGUAUCAAAGUUCCAUAAUAUAUCUUUAGAACACAAUAACACAGCUUUGAUGAAAGGUAGACUACUCGAAAAAUUCAUGGACGCCAAGAGACAUAAUGUGACACAAAAGCAUAAAAAUCGGGACAAUACUCUAGAAUUUAGGGGACACACAAGUGAAAAUGAAAGUGAGUCAUUAUCAUUCAGUUCAAAUAUGGAUAAAAUAACGUGGAUGGAAGAGUUCAAUGACCAUUGGAUGCAAAAGAAAUUUGAAGCUCUCAACUCGACGCUGCCUCGAGGUGACGUUGCCAACAUGGUUGCCGCUAGACCAUGGGGAGUUCCUUGCGGAGAUCCUGGUAGGUUUGACAUGCCGUUGGGCUCCUGUACGCUACCAGGUGAAUGUGAUCCAGAAUUCCGUAUAUAUCGUGGUGACCAUACUUGUGGCAGAACUUCAUUCGUUUGUUGCGCCUUAAUAAUGACCAAUUACGACUUCUACCAAGCAUUAGACAUAUCUUUGGCAGGUAGUAGUGCCUCUACAGAUUCAACUGAAAAAAAAGAACGAAACGCAGCGGUGGUAGCUCAUAAAAAGCGCAAAUUGGAAAGAUACAAACUGAAAAAACAAAGACGAAGAAGGAAAAGAUUAAUUAAAAAGAAUAUCAAGUCUAUAAUAGUAGCAUUUAAGAAAAUACUUAACUUUGCUUAUAGGAACAAGACAUCUGAGAGCAAAAAAAGGUCUCAGAAAUUGUUGAAACUUAUAAAGCACAUGAAAAAAGAAUUCACGAAGGACCGUACAGCUCUUAUAAAAAUCCACCAAUACGACAUGUUGAAGAUGGAUGACCAGCUGGAAGCAAAACUGAACCAACUGAGACCUUUGCAUACGGAUUUUAUGACAAACGAUACUUUUAGAAAGAUUGUUAUGAAUGAAAAAAUCGAUAAAGAAAAGCUGAAGCAGUUUUUACGAUUACAACCGAUGAAAGCUUUUAUGAAUUUUUUAAUAGGUAAAGCUAAUGAAAACACAAAGCUUGCGCCAAUAAAACGGGCCAAUAAAAGAAAGUCUAAAAAGCGUGACUUGAGAAAAAGAAGAUUUCAAAAACGAAAUUCUAGAAAGCGGAUUUCCAAAAAACGAAUUAAUACUCAUGACAAAAGAAGAAGUGGUAUAGAUUUGAACUUAGCGCUGGAUGAAGGAGAGCAAGACCUGGUAAAUGUUAAGCCUCCAAAUGUUGAUUAUGAUAUCGAAUAUGGUGUACUUUAUUACUAA